UUCUUCAAAUUUUUCUACAAUGAGUGAACCUCAACUGGGGGAUAGUGCUAAAGAAAAUGACCAACAAAAAUCUGCCGAUUCAAAAAAUGUAGUCAAAACUUCUUCCAACUCACCAGAAAAACAAGACAAAGACAAACCUGUUCAGCAUAAACAAAAUCGUCGGGCAUCAGAAGAUGUUCGACUUCAUUCAAACCGUCAGCGUAUUUACUAUAACCAAAAACAAUUUCAACAACCAUUAUCUGUUGCUGACAAACGCAAUGAUUUUGCAGCAGGUCGAAUGCAAAGUCAGCCUCAGGGCAAUUCCAGUAAUAGAGGAGGUGGACGGCCAUCUGAUAAGUCUAGCCGAUCAUGGCAGCAAAAGACGCGUUCUCUUUCAACAAAUACAGCACCUCCUCCUACAAAAUUAGAAGUACCUGGAGGGCUUAAUGAAGUGUUUAAAAAGGAUCGCAAAGACCAUAGACACAGAAAGUCAGCAACGGAUAUUGGAACGAGUAAUAAUUCUUUGGCAACAAAUGGCGAAAGUUUUGAUUAUGAAGAAAUGGAUCUUGAUGAGCCUUUCUCUGAAUCUGAGGAUGAAAGCGCUGCACGUCGUCGUGCUGCACAAAAACCAUGUUUGGUAAUUCCUCGUGGAAGGAUUCGCUCUCUUUCGGGCACAAUUCCACCAGUCGGUUAUUCGCCUCAUUGGGGUGGGCCAACAAUGUGUCUGAAAUGCCUCCAAUUUUUUCAAUUACCUGAAAUGAUGGAUUCUUUUUCUACUCAUUUAUUAAAUGAGCAUAAAGUCGUUAUUGAUGAUAUGGACAUUAUUGUUGAUUUGAAACGCUAUGUUGAACAUUGGCGACAACAAUUUAAUACUUGUAAAAUUGAAGACGUUUUUCCAAAGAUUAUUCCAGAAGAAGGACAUCCACUACACGGAAAGGUGGAUUUCUACUAUAAAAUGACCGAGGAAGUUAAAGAAGAUUACGGGUUACGUCAACGUCUUGCAAUGCGUCGCUUAGAGGAGGCAUUGGCCUGUCAGCAACGUGAACGUGAAGAUCAUGCUUUUAUGACACAAUUCGAUAUAUUGCAAAAGGAAAUCGAGCUAAAAUUAUUCAUCAUUUGUACACUAUACAUCACUUAAAUUUGG
Meloidogyne enterolobii is the source of this 1123-nucleotide messenger RNA. Lineage: Eukaryota; Metazoa; Nematoda; Chromadorea; Rhabditida; Meloidogynidae. The record is from the annotation of a GenBank genome assembly.